Molecule: messenger RNA, 625 nt
Organism: Loa loa (African eye worm)
Lineage: Eukaryota; Metazoa; Nematoda; Chromadorea; Rhabditida; Onchocercidae
Exons: 3
Coding region: 153-488 (111 amino acids)
Source: RefSeq, a predicted model, not a curated record
GCGGGAUUCUGAUAGUGAAUUUGAGGAUGACGCCGGCUCAUAGUAAUUGAUUUGGAGAUACUUCCGGUUUUUGUAAUUAACUUGCUUAGCAGGCAGAUGACACUUGGACAGUUGCUGAUUUGAACUGGUCAACGAGCUUUAUAUGCGAAUAAAUGGAAACGUUGGAGCGUGUUGGAUAUUCAUUAAUCGGAAAUUCGAUCCGCUUCAUGGCAAAAUAUCUCGUAGAUAUUGCCGUCUUAUAUCGCUAUGGAAGGUCCUUUCAAAACUGCUGCAUGGAGCUGGUUGAAAUUUUCUUGACUUCCAUUUCUAAUGUAAGCGUUGCUGGUUCGAAUAAGCCGGAUACGCAUAAUAAGAUGUUCAUGAAUAUUGAAUUUCGGACAAGAAAUCAAGAUGGAGAGGUGAAACUACGGAAUAUUCGGAUUCCUGUUUCCGAAUUUGCCAGUUUUUUACAGCAGUUGCGUGAAAUGCAAAGAGAAAGUGUGCAGUGAGCAGCUCUGCUUAUCGUCUUAUUUUGAUCUAAAUCUUGAUUUUCAUAUAAAAUUAAUUUAUUUUGGAUGCGUGCGUUGAAUGUCGUAACGUGAUAUCCUUGUUUUUUUUUUCUCUUUUCUUUGCAUUGUAACUCUGA